AUGCCUUCUCUCGUUGGAAAAGAAGUUGCCCCCAUUGGCUAUGGCACAAUGAGAAUGACCUGGAACCCCAAACCACCAUCUCAAGAAGUAUGCUUUGAGACACUGAACACUGCCCUGGAACUGGGCGCCAAUUUCUGGAAUGCUGGUGAACUCUACGGCACUCCAGGGUAUAACUCUUUGCACCUGCUCAACGAGUACUUCACCAAACAUCCCGAGAAUGCAGAGAAGAUCGUGCUCAGCGUGAAGGGAGGCUUGAAGAAGGGAGAGCUUACUCCCGAUGGCUCGGAAACGAACAUCCGUCGUAGCGUGGAUGAGUGUCUGCGUCUGCUUGAUGGCAAGAAGAAGAUUGACAUCUUCGAAUGUGCGCGACAGGACCCUAACUACUCGGUGGAGAGUACCAUCAAAGUUCUCGCAGAGUGUGUCAAGGAGGGCAAGAUUGGAGCAAUUGGAUUGAGCGAGGUCGAUGCUGAGACAAUCCGCCGAGCACACAAGGUGCACCCGAUUGCUGCUGUUGAGGUUGAAAUGUCACUAUGGUCCACCGACAUCCUUGAGAAUGACGUUGCCAAAACCUGCGCGGAGCUCCAGAUCCCCGUCAUCGCCUACUCGCCUUUGGGCCGAGGUGCCCUGGCCGGAACAGUGACCUCGCUGGCUGAUAUCCCCGAGGGUGAUUUCCGAUCCCAUAUGUCCAGGUUCCAGGAAGAAAACUUCAAAUACAACCUCAAGCUCAUCAACGAGGUCAAGGAUUUGGCUACUCGCAAGGGCGUUGCUCCUGCUCAGAUUGCACUGGCGUGGAUUAUUAGCCUGAGUAACAAGCCCGGCAUGCCUACCAUUAUUCCCAUUCCCGGUGGUACUACGAAGGACAAGGUGGUCCAGAACAUGGGGGCUGUUGAACCGCUGACGGAUUCUGAAUUCGCUGAGGUUGAAGCUAUCUUGAAGGAGCAUCCCGUUGUUGGAGCCCGCUACUAG
Penicillium bovifimosum is the source of this 966-nucleotide messenger RNA. Its product is annotated as aldo/keto reductase family protein. Gene Ontology annotation, cellular component: cytoplasm. The transcript has 3 exons. NCBI's taxonomy places the organism in Eukaryota, Fungi, Ascomycota, Eurotiomycetes, Eurotiales, Aspergillaceae. The record is from RefSeq and is a predicted model, not a curated record. The coding region runs from base 1 to 966 and encodes 321 amino acids.